Symbiodinium pilosum is the source of this 1950-nucleotide messenger RNA. The record is from the annotation of a GenBank genome assembly. NCBI's taxonomy places the organism in Eukaryota, Dinophyceae, Suessiales, Symbiodiniaceae.
AUGUUGCAAAGGCCUUGCGACUCCAGGACGAAGAAGCAGCCUGCGCUGGAGAUUGGAGAGGAGAACUGGUACUACAAGGCGGAGGACUAUGGCGAGGGCAAAGUCGGGGCUUGGGGAGGCCCUUGCACGUGUCCGAACGGCGAGAUCUACCAGGUUGGCGACAACUGGAAUGGCUGCGAAAGCCUGGCAUGUGUGGGAGGUGUGUCAGGGGACUGUGAAAAGGUUGACCGUGAUGAGCGCAGGGGCAUGAAGGUUCGAUGCGACACGCCGCCCCCACCGCCACCUACGACACCUCCCCCGGGGCAACACAGUCGAGAGGCGACACGAUUCUUAUCAUGGAAUGUCUAUUACGCAAACGACCUGGUCGGUCGCGCAGGUCAGAUUGCGGACGCCAUCCUCGAGGUGGAUCCGGAAAUUGUGUCCCUGCAGGAGCUCUGGAAUGAGUGGGAUGAGAUCCUGGCAGAGCUGAACCGGAAGUCCUCUGCAGAAAUUUGGGAGUUCGCAAGGGGAGGAGACACAGAAUCCAAGUGGGACGGAGACUUCGUUUUCCGGCGAGACUUGUGGACUCUGGAAGACAGCGGUAUGCAUCCUUUUGAGGAUCGGGGAAUCAGCUGGGCAGUACUCCAUCGACGCAGCGACUACACCGGUGUUGUUGUGCUUGGCACGCACCCGUGGUGCUGCACCAAUGAUGAGCCCAUCCUUCGAACAGUUCAGAACGACAUCCUGGAGGUGAUCAAGGAGCAGCGGGCGAAACAUCCGCAGUACCCUGUGGCCUUGCUGGGCGACAUGAAUGCGGGCUUCUGGGCAGGAUCACAGUAUCUGCUGCGCGAUGGCACACGCACGGCUCACAACCGCGACUGGAGUAUCCUGCCGUAUACUUUCAAGGACUCCUACAACAUUAAUGGCCAAAACCCAGAUGCAUCCACUGGAUUCGGCCCGAAGAUUGACUUUGUCUACUUCGAAAAGACGCCGCUUCCGAUGGGCCAGGUGGUUGAAUCGAAGAUUUGGCGAGAUUGUGACAAAGCGGGGAGCGACCACUGCGCAGUUUCUGGGGACAUUGUCCUGACUCCCCGAGGAACCACACCAACGCCUUCCACCAGUGUCAGUGCAAGUCCCAUGCCCCCAACUACUUCCACGAGUGUCACCACCACCUCUUUGUUUGAGCUGUCCUGUGCGGACUUCGGGAACUGGCCCGAUGUCGACAAGGGUGUCACUUGUGGUAAUUGCACGGCCCUUGUGCUCACCGCUCCACACGGCGGCCGUUGCCGGACGUUCUGCAGCUCUUUUGGCCACAUUUGCGUGGCAGCCGCCGAGGAGGAGAAUGAGAAUUGCGAGGUGAAGACGAGAAAAAGCUGCGACGACGACAUUUCUGGCACCUCAGACAUGCUGUGCACCUGCGCCUUGCCUACCUCGCCAGCUUGGCGCCCUCUCGGUGGUGAAUCUGGUCAUGCUUGCAGAGGCGCAGAUUCCAAGGACAACUCUGCGAAAUAUUACAAGAUUGUCAGCGCUGACACUCUGCAGGACUGCCAAAGUUUGUGCCUCUUCACGGCCGGCUGCAAGGGCGUGGAGUACUCGGCAGGUGGCAAGCGGUGCGAGGUCUGGACGAGGCCAGAGGGCAUCGGCGCAACUGCUCCGGUAAACGGCUUCGUUUGCCUUGAGAAGGCAAGUUCAACUCCCCCAAAGCCACUGCCACUGAGCUUCGAGCCAGUGGAUGGCGGACAGGGCCGUGCCUGCCGCGGGCCAGGUGGCAAGAACGACCCAAACUUCUAUCGUGCCCGCAAAGCAUCAACUCUUGAGCUUUGCCAAGGCCUCUGCGCACUCAGUGAGGAUUGCACUGGCGUGGAGUGGAGCCUGAAUCGCUGCGAGAUUUGGCGGUCGCCGAUUGAGGGGACGGCGUCAGUCAGCGGCUUUGAUUGCCACCGCGCCACCGGUCGGGUUAUGACAUCAUAA